This is a messenger RNA of Mesorhabditis spiculigera, 567 nucleotides long. Lineage: Eukaryota; Metazoa; Nematoda; Chromadorea; Rhabditida; Rhabditidae. The record is from the annotation of a GenBank genome assembly.
AUGGAAUCUACAAUUCUAAAAUUCAGCGUAAUUGCGUUCGGCAUCGAGAUUCUGUUAAUGCUCGGCGGCUUCAUAUCCCUGUGCUGCUAUUAUCGGUUCAACGAGAAGUUAAAUGCAAUGUUUUACAACCGGUUGAAGCAAGUGGAAAAGGAGUGCAAGUGGAAGCUGGACGCGUACGACAAAUUAAUCCAGAAGGAAAAACCGGGGGUAUCGGUAAAAGGACCCGGAACGACGGCGACCGCCCCCAAGACGCCGGCCCCCCAGACCGUCCCGGCCCCGUCGGUUGGUGGGGAGAUGAACAUGGAUGACGAGAUUGACAAGCUGCUCGACCCCCGCAUGUUCAUCCAGGAGAUGCCGCAGUCGAGGGAGCCGCUCCCACCCGAGUCGAAGAAGGGCGGCAAAGCACGCCAACGAGCUCCAUCCCUACAGGCACAGGCGACAAUGAAUAAUAGUCACAAAGAAACCGUGGUGACGCCGCUGCGACUAUCGAAGGAGAAAGCGGGCGACGAGGUGACGCAGUUCACGGUGGAGAUGACAUGCGAAGACGGCUCGGACCGGGCGGCCGUU